Messenger RNA from Alosa alosa (allis shad), 9098 nucleotides. RefSeq names its product BCL6 corepressor-like 1 (gene bcorl1). Gene Ontology annotation, cellular component: nucleus. The transcript is spliced from 12 exons. Gene Ontology annotation, biological process: negative regulation of transcription by RNA polymerase II. The coding region runs from base 389 to 5131 and encodes 1580 amino acids. The record is from RefSeq and is a predicted model, not a curated record. NCBI's taxonomy places the organism in Eukaryota, Metazoa, Chordata, Actinopteri, Clupeiformes, Clupeidae. Gene Ontology annotation, molecular function: protein binding; transcription corepressor activity.
GGCACAUCUUACGCUGAAAUGAGGCAGUGACAAAGUCUCUGGUUAGAGAACUGUCACAUAUGACUUUCUGUUUGGUUGUGGUCGCCUAAUCUUUCCUGCUGAUUUCUGAAAAUCCCUCUUGGUGGUGUUUCAAGUAUGUUAUGUAUAGUCCACAGUAGGCUAUGUGUGAGGGAUACUAAAAUGUAUUGUAGGAAGAUGCUGUCUUAACCUUGGUUCUGCUUCUCUCUAAGACAUAUGUUGCUCGCAGUCCGUCCAUUCCUGUACUGAAGUGCAACAUUUAGGAAAUUGUGACAUUUAUUUGCCCGGCUCUAUACGCAGAGGACCUUUCACUUCAGUUUGCACUUGAAGUCUCACCACCCUUGAGGAAUGCAGUGUUAAAAGAACGCAUAUGCAGGUGGAUCCCUCUCCAAUGAAUAUAGGGGAUGGAGGUACAGUGAGCCGAGAGAGCGGAGCUCCAGCCAGGGCAUCCGGGACCAUGGUGGGCAACCCCCCGCAGACACUUCCCCCCGAGCUCCGAGGAGACGUACCGCACAGCCAGCAGGGAAAGCUGAGGACCGCCCCCGACUGCAAGACACCGGACGCGUGUUCGGAGGCCACUCACUCCAACUACUGCUCUGACGCCCUUCCCCCGUCCCAGAAGGGUCAUCAUACUCCAGUUCCGGGCCCCCCGGCCAUGAAUUCCACUUUACACGAGAGAGCGGAGUGCCACAAGGCCAAGGCCGACGGCAGCGCCGGGGUCUACCCUGCUCACCCGUGGACUGGCGGGAAAAAGGCUGGCGUGGAGGGCCCUGUGAAUGCAAGUCAUGGGGCAAUGGGCAUGAAUAAGAAGAACUGUGCUCCAGGCCCCUCGGUCAUUAGCCUCCCCCCUGGCUUCCAGUGUUCCACGCUGUUCCUUUCCUCCACCAACUUCCCCUCUCCACUCUGUAAGAUCACCCUGCCUCCGGGCACCGGGCAGAUCGCUGCACUGAGAAAGGCCACGGCCAGCCAGUUCCAGAAGGUACCCGAGGGUGCCCAGCAAACCCCACCGAACGCCCAGAGCCCGGGCGUGGCCCCUCUGCUGCACACGUACCCAUACCACUUCCAAGCAGGGCGAGGCCCCGCUUCCGAAAAGAGACCCCCCUCGACAAAGCUCCGAUGCGACGCGUCCAGCAGCAAAAACUCUAAGCUGGGGAUAGAGCAAAAGACUCCCGCUGCUUCUGCAGUGUCCCCCAGCAUCACCGUCCCAAUUCAGCCCCAACCGCCCUCUCCCGCACCCCCAACGCGCUUCACUAUCUCCCCCUCGGCUGCCAUCUGUUGCAGCCCUGCACUGGCCAAUGUUACCACUCCUAAGUUACUGAACCUCAUGGACAAAGGUCCACCUUACCGCAGUGCUGAUAAGACACCAUUAGCGUAUUUGAAACUGAAGUCUCCAUCCGCCACAGAGGAGCACACUGUUGGAUGCUCUAUCGAGGAGAGGGAUGUACCUCUGGAUCUGUCCUCCAAGUCCAAACGACAGAAGAGCAACACCAGUGAACUCCAGAGCAACCCCGCGCCUGCCACAGAGCAUCGCCCAACUGAGGGUAAUCAAAAGAAUGUCCCAAAUACUCUGAAAAGGACCCAGGCCACUGGUUUUGCUUCAGCUCCAUAUUCCAUUUUGCCGGACACCCAGAGAAAUGGCUCUAAUCCAAAGCCCCCUUCAUCCAAGCUGUUCAACCAUCAAACACUUGAGCCAGCAACGUCCUGGUCCAAACAUUCAACCAUCAACACCAUCCCCGGGACCUAUGUUGGUGUUGCUAGUCCAAUUCUAGCUUCAACUCUACGCAGCAAAGACGGUAAAGGGGCAGCUUUUGUGGAAGACCUCCAAAGUUUCGCUAAGCAGGAGACCAUCUCCAUUGUGGACCAAGGGGAGCAGCUUUCCUCUCUUGGGAAGGAGCCGCCAUUUGCGGCGAAAAGCUCCCAGCACAGCAAAAGCGUCAAACUCCCAAACAGCACUAGCUCUGUUGGAGCACAGGCGUAUCCCUCCAAGGACACUCUCCCCACGGGCCUGCCACCUCCGGCCAACUCGCACCUCCAUCGGAAGGGUGCCAGCGGCAAGGCCCCAAUCUCGUACCCUCCCGCUGGCAUCAAGCCGUUGUGGGAAAAACCUGCUGUGCUCCCUCAGGGGACAUCGGUCCAGCGAAAGGCCGUCCAGGGAAGUCCCAAAACCAAGGCGGCAGCUAGCUGCGAGGGAACAGUGUUCCACCCUCCUCCCAAGCUGGAAGAUGAGAAGUGGGGGAUAAAUAACAAGUCUCCUCUGUCGAACUUGGAGUCCAUAGUCAAGCAAAAGGCCCUGGAGACCACAGCUCUCACUGGUGAGACCUACUGUGGACUGUCCUCUGUUGGGUCCCGGAGACCAGAGAUAACAAGCCCUCUCACGGGGUGCCAGAACUCUCCGCUGCAGCCGCCAGCCCCUGUUGGAAUCCCACCUUUCCGAUCAGUGGAGAGGAGGGACUCAAAGCCGGAGAGAACCUCCUUUACAGGGGAGCCCAUGCAAACCAGCAAACGCCCAGAGAAACUGCUCGCUGCAGGGCAGAGAGAGAAUAGUAUGGACAAGCGUGGGAAGUCGGAGGAGAGCAAGGCGAGCAAGGAAAGCGAAGCACCCAGCAAAAAUUCCUGGUCGAACCAAUUGUCCAGUGGUGACAGUCAGGGCAGCAGGGAGGAGACGGAGAAAGAUGUAGCUGAGAAAAGAGCAGCGGAGAUUGAGAAGGAGAAGUCAGCAGCCCAGAAGGAGCCCUCAUCACAAAUAAAGGUCGAGGGCAUCGCACUGUCCAUGCUUCAGGGUCAAACUGCCGUGGAGACAAAGGUGGAGAGGAGAACUAACGGCACCAAAGAAGCCUCCGCUUUCAGUGACCGAGGCACCGCGAACAAACAGAAGGCCAGUCCGAAAAAGGCAGGGAAGGAGAAAGCAACACUAGAGAGGCCGAAGAAAACCCCUCCUAAGAGACCACUGGACAAGGACAGCCCUAAUGCGAAGCAAGGGAGUCUCCUCAAGAAGAGAAAGGUGUCGCCCGCAGCACCAAACCAGGGCCUUGAGAAGGAGGCGUCCGCCCCACAGCCAAAGGAGGGGACGAAGCGGCGUAAGGGGAAGAUUGCUGACCCUACCUUGGCACCAGAGACCCCCGGACCAGCUUCCAGCAAAGCAGAUGCUGAGAGCACCCCUGCUACCGGUUCCAGGGGCCCCACAGAUAAUCAGGCAUCCCACAACAGCCCCAGCCGGCCAGGCAAGGAGACGCCUGCCUCCCUCGACACCCCCAGCUCCAGGCCGAGGAGGGGCAGACGCCGCUCGGAGGAGAUGCUACAAAGCGACUGGGGCUUUGCCGCCACGUCUCCUCCCCCUCCUCCUCCUCAUCCACCACCCGCAGAACCCCCCAGCGGCACACCUCCGCCCCCGGCUAGCACUCCUGCGGUUCCCGUGCGCAGACCCCGGGGCAGGCCGCGGCUCAACCCCCUGCCGGAGGACGCCGAGCUGGGGAAGGCCAGGCCGACACCGGCCGCCGAGGCAGAGACACCCGCCAUGAAGAAAAGACGGAGAUGCAGGAAUAGGAAGUACCAGAAUGGGGAGUACAUCACGGACAAGCACAAGGCCGUGGAUGGUGAGAGGGAAGAGCGGUACACCUCAACCAGGCAGAGCGCUCGAAUGGGAACAGAUGCGAGGACUGGCAUGUACCCGCGCCUCAGCGCCACGCUGACCCGCCGAUCGCCGAGCCCGGACCUCAGUCCCCGGAGACCUUUGUUCACACGCUCCGGUUCCAUCCGGCGCCAGGACGGCCAAAGCCCCGCGGACUCCACGGACAAGCCGGCGGGGAAGAGGAAGUUCAAGAGCAAGCAUUUAAUCACGGACUCCGAAGACCAGAAGAAGCUGAAGACCAAACGCGGAAGCUUGGGCAAGGACGAGGAGAGCCCUGUGGCUAAGAAGCCGGGGGGCACUUUGGCCUCUCCCAAGGGGCUGCCCUCGCCGGUGCCCGUCAGGAAAGGCCCCUCGGGGAGGGGAGGAGUGGCUCCUGAGUCGCCCCCAGGUCGCCCCGUUCCCCCCGAGGUCCGACGGCUGAUUGUCAAUAAAAACGCUGGGGAGACUUUGCUUCAAAGGGCUGCCCGCCUGGGGUACCAGGAUGUGGUUCUUUACUGCCUGGAGAAAGACGCACAAGAGGUCAAUCGCCGCGACAACGCCGGGUACACAGCGCUCCAUGAGGCGUGCGCCCGUGGCUGGACACACAUAGUGCAGCUGCUCCUGGAGCACGGGGCCGACGUCAACUGCAGCGCGCAGGACGGCACACGGCCGAUUCAUGAUGCGGUGGCGGCCGAUAACCUCCCUGCUGCGUGGAUUCUGCUUCACCACGGGGCUGACCCCAGUCUGGCCACCUACUCUGGACAGACUGUGGUCAAGCUGGCCCAGAGCCCAACAAUGAAGAGCUUUCUCAAAGAGUAUUUCACUGACUUGGAGGGACGCACUGACCAGGACCCCAGCCUUCCGUGGGAGUUCUACAGCAGCGCGGUGUUCGAAACGGACGAGGACCCGUGCUGGGACUUCCUAUUGUCCGGGCCUGAUGAGGACGACGGUGGGUCGGAGUCCGGCCAAGACAAGGAUUCGGAUGCCGACUGCUUGUUGUUUGAGUUCUCCUCCGAGCCACUCUUGCCCUGUUACCACGUUCAAGUAGCACUGACACAAGGGUUCUGCAACUGGUUCCUGUUGUCUGACGUCCUGAAACGGCUAAAGAUGUCGGCUCGGAUCUUCCGGGCGCGCUAUCCGCACUUGGAGGUGGCGAGCAUCCCCAAGGUGGAGCUGAAGAAGCAGGUGUCCAUCAGCCAGACCAACUCACCGCCCACGGAGCUGCAUGCGGACGAGGAAGACGAGGAGAAGGAGGAGGAGCAGGAGGAGGAAGAGGAGGAAGGAGAUGAGACAGGCGUGCUGGUGGAUCUUGUGCGCUGCGUGCCUGAGCUACAGGGACUGUUAGGCUCCUCCAUCCAGCUCCUCCGAGCAGAUGACGAGGACGAUGAGGAGGAGGAAGAGGAGGAGAAGAAGAAGAAGACGAAGAAAAAGGAGAGGGAGAGAUCCGAGGAAGAGCGUGAUAGGAGGAAGAGGAGGAGUGAUGGCAACAGACUAUGUAGCCGGUAGCUGUACCUCUCACCCCCCCCCCCAGCUGAACCCAAACCUGAACGGAAUCUAAACCUUUAACCCAAACCCUGCCAGAGCUCGACCGCACUCCCCAGGCUUCUCCAGAGAGCACUAGAUCAAAAUGAACCUGUGACAGAAGUGCCGUCCGUUAUUGUGACCUUGGGAAAAGACGAGUUUAUCCCAUGUCGGGUCAGGGUGUGUGUGUGUGUGUGUGUGUGUGUGUGUGUGUGUGUGUGUGUGUAGGGAGGGGGUGGGUGGGUUAUACUAUGGCAACCAGUUUCCUGUUAACCAGUACCAGCACUUUCUACGUUUCAGCUUCUCCAGAGGAGACCUUGUUUGUUUUUGGUUUGUUUUGUUUUUUCACAGGCUCGCUGUUGACCUUUGACCUCUGUAUUGUAAAAUGCAGAGGUCACUGGCCAGUGAUAUCACUUCUUACGGUAAUGCCACUGAGGGACUGAUGAUGGGGGAGGAAUGGGUAGUGUUGGGGAGCAACUUUCAGGUUACCUCCUGUGGGUGAUUUUUCAUGCCCUGACAAUUGAAACACCAACUCGCGGUUUUAUGAUAAUCCAUAGGUGUACUUGUAAAUAUAUACUGUAUGUAUAUCUUGCCAGCAGGGUGAACAUAUGGUUGUAAUGUAUGCUUGAUAUUUGUUUUGCAGGGGGUUGUUUUUGUUUUCAGACGGUGGGGUUUUUCUUUCUUCCAGGGAGAUAAUCCAAGGCUUUUUUUGUUGGGAUUUUUCCCCCUUCUUUAAUUGGUGAACUCUUGUGUGCAGCUAAGAAGCUUACUUUCAGCUCACUGUGGCAAGAGGGCCACUGAGCCAGAUGGCUGACGGUAAACCUGUGUGAACCCCAGCGUUCAGCCGGGAAGGCCCUGGGAGAGAGAAGACAGCCACGCAUCACCUCAUCUGAAAUCAAAAUGGCCUCCUCCAGCACCCCCCACCCCUCCCUACCCUCUUACUGAGGUGACUGGAAUGAAAAAGUAUUGUGGCGCUUUGUACCUGACUGCCGUGCUUCUAAAUUUGGUCCUGUACAACAUUUUUUUUUUUUUUUUUUUUUUUUUUUUAAAGCGAUUCUGCAGGCUUGUGUUGAUUUGAGGAGAGAAGGAUGGAGCUAUUCAACCUCACCUUGAUGCCCACAAUAAGCACUUUGUGUCUUAAACAUCUACGAGGGCUGAUUUAAGAGAUGACAAAGGAAGUGCUGGCUCUUCUGCUUUCACUAAUGCAGUAAUUUUGAAAUCGUUGACAAUAAGACAGGACGCCAUUUUCUUUUUAUUACUGGAGAUGAAGUGGGGCAUCGGACAGUUAAGAUGAGACUCAUGUUCUUCUUCCUGUCUCCGCUUCCCUGUGUCAUGGCCUGAGUCAUACAACACUAAUUUUUAGUUGACACUGAGCAUGGUCUUUUAUUUCCUUCUCUCCUCAUUUUGUUUGCCGUGCAUUUACGUGAUAAAUCGUUUUUGAAUCAUGCCAUUAUGCCAGUAUUUUGGGCUCCAACAAAAAUCUGGUGGAACAAAUAAAUAUGAAGGUUUAUGAGCUUGAAUAACUAGAUUCCAGGACCUGGGGUGAUUGUCAUCCUUUAAUUUUGAUGUUAUUGACCUCAUGAAAUGGACUUGUGGUUGGUGAUUAUUUUUCAGUCUGUUUGAUUCUCCCAGACCCCCCUCCCCACUUCCAGUCAAAAAUAAAACAAAACAAAAAAUUCAGUCAACACUGAAACCUGCACUUUGCUCCACUGCAACACUAUCAAGAGGGUCGGAAAACAACAGCUAUCCCUCUCCGGUCUCCCCUUCCAACCCACCCCUCCCCAGUUGGCGAACAGGCUCCAGAAAAAUGGAGUGUGUGUGUAAUGUUUUUUGUGUUCUUUACACUGUUAAAUUGUCAUUUGUGCUUAAUUUAAUAGUCAUUAAUAUAUUUGACCUUUUUGUGUAUUUGAAAAAUGAUAUAUGGAAAAAUGGCUUUGUAUGGUUGGUGCUUUAUUUGAAAUGUACAAAUGAUCCUUUUGCCCAGAGAUUGGUUUUUGUUCCCCUCUCAUUGCAGACAGUAUUUUAACAAGCGAAGGUACAGUUUUAUUGUACUGGUGCUAAGCUAGAUUUUGUGUUGACAAUCAAUGAUGUUUUGUUUGAAAUUUAAAGGAAAAAAAACAAUAAAUGAUAUUUAAAUGAAGAAACCUGAAACAAUGAGACUAAGAAAUAGUUUCAUUAUACAUGGAAGAUGGAAUUAAAUGGAACAUACAUUUUGACAAUGCAUAGAAACAGAUGGCCAAAGAACCCUUAGCCGUUUCAUCCCUGAGAGUGGUUCCCAAAGUUUCCUUUAUCUUUUGGACAAACGGGGAUGUUUCAGUGGUCACGAGGGAGGCAAAGGCUGACAUAGUAACUACCAACGCCCGCAUCAUACAUCUUUGUAAACCUCCGUUUUGAGGUCUCCCGACGUUGGGCAGGUGUUGGGAGAGAGUCGCGGAACAAAACCCAGACAUGUACAGUAUGAAUAACGUUUGAUUGCACGUGCCUUUAGUUAGGUAGGCUAGUGGACCACGCUUGUUUUUUCAAGAAAUCCACGUUAAUUGGGGGACAUUGGAUAACUAAAUGUGUGCUAUAUACUACAAAGACGUAGGCUACUUUUUAAACUGUCAAGGUAGUGACUGGGGUGGGGUCUAGUCUCUGUCAGCUGCCUGCUAGCCUACACUCAUUUUGAUGAAGGCCUAAUGCCACCAAAAUUGACUUGUGACUUAUCAAGUCCACACGCACACUUGGCCAAGAUUUGUAUCGGAUCCGCCUGCGGACACCCUUCGAAAAAAAAAUGGACAGGAUCGAGUAAAGGUUUGAUCUUGAGUUAUUUAUGAAUUAAUUCAGAGGCACCUCAGACCAGGAUUCUCAGUUCACACCUGCUACACCCGCGCCAAUGAGGAUCCCAGUGCGCCAAAUUCGAAAUAGAAGUAGGAUUAGAGUUUCUGUUUUGUCUAGCCUUACAAAAAGUGACAACAGUUUUUUGUGCCAAAAUCGCAUUUUUCUUAUGUCAAAACUGCAUUGUUUGAGAAAUUCCUUGCAGUUGAUGUGCAGAAAUGCAGUAUUUUGGACAUGACUAAUGUAGUGCAACCCAAACUACAUUUAGGCACGUUGUAACCUUCAGAAAGUCAUUACUGCAGUUAUUUUUUGAUUACCGGGGCAGUUCCCAGAGUCCAGUGUCCAGUAGGCCUAAUAGGUUGAGCAGAACUGCAUCUGGUCGAAUUGUCAGAGAAACGUGGAAGGACAUAUGGCUUAAUAUAGGCCAAAUCUGUUCAUUUGAUUAUGAUAAACAUGUUUAUUUACUUUGUUUUUAGUUGCAGUUCUUUAUAUGGAGAAGUUUUGUGUGAAAAGAAAGAUAUAACUAAACCAAUCAUUGGCAUAAGGCAGGAAUUAUUAGAGCAGGAACGCCUAGUUUAUAGACACCGCAUGGAGGCGCUAGUGAUUCACUUUUGUGUCUGCUGAAGUUUGGUGGUUAAUUAAAUUGAAACAGGAUUGACAUCCUUCUCUUUUAGGCGGGUCAAAUCUGUAACGGCUCUUUUUACAGCACCCUGAUGUAUUUCACAGUGAAUAUGAACCAGCCUACAUCCAGGAAACAGCGCAUUUCAGGGCCCAGUAGGCAGCUUGGUAGUAUCUUAAACAUUUGCUGAUGCAAAUUUGUGAAAUGUAGAAACAACUGCCUGAAAAUAUUGUUGACAUUUUGAAAAUAUUGUUGACAAAUGACCAUUUAAAAAAAAAAAAAAGUGGUAGCCUUCAGAUCAUCAGUUACAGUGAGGGUGACUAUAGUGAUGGUGCCCACCUACUAUGUCAAAUAUGUGGCCCGAGGGCUCAACAUUUCUCACAUUCUUGAAACUGUAGGCCUACAUUCUGAAAAGGAAGGCAUUUUGAUUGAGUGUACAUCAGGAUUUCAGACUGAAUGAAAUGUCUUUGUGGCCUAUGUUACGAUAAAUUGGAAAUAAAUUAAAACUCUUGGCUA